Messenger RNA from Anguilla anguilla (European eel), 4924 nucleotides. RefSeq names its product nascent polypeptide-associated complex subunit alpha, muscle-specific form. NCBI's taxonomy places the organism in Eukaryota, Metazoa, Chordata, Actinopteri, Anguilliformes, Anguillidae. Gene Ontology annotation, cellular component: postsynaptic density. The transcript is spliced from 5 exons. The coding region runs from base 1958 to 4825 and encodes 955 amino acids. The record is from RefSeq and is a predicted model, not a curated record. Gene Ontology annotation, biological process: inhibitory postsynaptic potential.
CACACGCUGACUUGUGCUGGAAUACAGAGAAGGAGAGACAGAGCGAGAGAGAGAGAGCGAGAGCGCGGAGAGAGAGAGAGAUAGAAACAUCGCUCUCUGAAAAGGAUAGCCUCUCUUUUGUUUGUCUGUGUCACACACACACACACACACACACACACAGCAGUCUGUCUCUCUCUCUCCCUCCGUUUCGCUCGCUCACCUCCACUGUCGCGCGGCCACAUUCUCCAUCGCCCAAAAGAAACGAGGGGGGACUGAACGGAGGAGAGGAGCCGGAGAGAGGGAAGCGGGGAGAGGAAUAAAAAAAAGACAGAUGGGAUUUUCAGAGGAGCUGGAAGAUAGCGGAGGACCUGCCGUACGCUCGUGAAGCAGGGAGCAAGUGACGAGGGGAGGGGGGGGGAGAGCAGGAAUGGGUGGAAAGAGAGAGAGAGAGAGAGAGAGAGAAAGAGAGAGAGAAGAGGAGGAGCGAGUGAGUGAGUGAAGGAGCGAGCGCGAGAGCGGAGGGAUGUUAGAGAGCCCUGACCUCUCCAGUCCUCCAGCGCAACGGGGUGAGCCGGGUCUCACUUGAACUCCGCCUCUCUCCCGCUCGAAAAACCCUGUCCCGGAGUGAACUGUGGGCGGGGGGAGGACACCAGCGAGGAGCAGGAGGAGAAGGGGAAACCGGGGGGAGGAAGAAAGGUGAAAAGAGGAAGAAAAAGAGAGGAUUACUGGCUCUUCUGUGGAAGGUGUGGAGAGCGGAGCGGACGGCUCAGACCAGCGUUUCCAGAGAUGAGACCCAGAUGAACAACCGAGACCAACAGUGGAGGAGGGAAAACAGAGGAGACAAAAAAUAAAGAGAGAUUGAGAGAGUGUGUAAGAGAGACAGAGAGAGAGUGAGAGAGUGAGAGUGAGAGAGAGAGUGAGAAAGCGACAGUGAGAGAGACAGACAGUGAGAGAGACAGUGCAAGAGAAAGGUGUGGAGUGAGAGAGACAGAGGGAGUGAGAGAGAGAGAAAUGAGCUGUUUUGGUGAGCCCACUUGCGCUGCCGCCCACCAGAGGGGGGCGCUGAGUUGAGGAACGAGAGGACGGCGGAGGGAGAGGUUGAGAAAAAAAGGGUGUGGUUACAGGAAGAAAGGGGAGAGGGAACUGUAGUUCACCCCUGGGGGACCGGAUUUAACAGUGACAUGAAACCCUGGCCACCAGAAAUCCACACACCUGCGACCUUUGACCCCUGUGCUCUCCCUCUCCCUCCAUGUGACAUCAUCAUUCGGUCUGGACCCGCAGCAUCAGCCCGGUCUCACCACGUGACUGGUUAGAUCCCAGGGGGCGGAGCUUCCUCGCGAGGUUCUCUCCCGAGGUGGAUUCCGGAAGACGUAUGGGGCGGUGGCUCAGGACUCUGCGGAAGGAAGCAUGCCCCACGUCCUCCCCCCCCCUCCGCCCCUCUCAGCUCCAUCUCCCACCACACCCCCCCGCCUUGACGGGACCCCGCGGACUCACGGACGCUCGGACGGACGGACGCACGCACACGCGGGGCAGCCAUGUGACCUAAGGGCUCGGAUCCUCUGCAGGACCUUUUUUACUAACAGGGCUGUUCCGGGACAGGUCUGAGCAGUCUCCGUCUCCAGAACUGUUCACUGUGUACCGCCCACUUUGUCAUUACUGACCAAUCGCCACCAUCUUCAUAACCCUGGCAGACAGGAUGCUGGAACCUGGCUGCGUCCCAAAUCUACAUACAAAUGGAAGUAGUGGAAUUAGGUUUUUAUGAAUAUAUUUUAUAACCUUCUCUCUUUUUUUGCCAAUCACAAGCCAAACAAGCAAAAACGAGUGAAAAAACGCGAAAGGCGUUUCAAUUCGUAAAGACAGCGACCGGAACUUUCCGUUGCUAGCACUGGGAGUACAAAGCGGAUUCGGCACCACGGACAAAGUGCCCAGAUCCAGGCGAGACCGUGCGUCGCUAGGGGGGGGCAGAGAGCCUGGCGACAUGGUCAGCAAAGAGCCCAACCAUCUCCCGGGCGCCAACGGCGCCAACGGCAACGCGGACCGGGCGGUGACCGUGCGGUCCGUGCUGCUGAACCGCGACUCCCCGGACAUCGAGACCCGCCUGAAGCGCCGGCGCAACCGCACCCAGCAGGUGCGCUUCAAGGACCUGGAGGACGGGGGCGGGCCCGGGGGCGGGGCGGACGGCGGGCGCCGGUGGUCGGGGGCGGAGCAAGGCAGCCCCCACCCCAACCGAAAGAGCUCCGGGGGCGGGGGUCCGAGGGAGGCGGCCAAGGAGGCGACGGCCAAUGGCGGGUCGGUGGUGGGCGCCGUCCGGGGAGACAUGGAGGGGACGAUCGGCGCCGUGGCGGCCAUCUUGGCGAGGACGCCCCCUCACCCGCUCACCCCGGCCCCUAUGAGGCGGAGCUGGGCCCCGAUCCGGCCCUGCUCCCUCACCCUGCCCAACCCCCGCCGGCACUGCAUGAGCACCGCCAUCCAGACCUCCCCCAGCCUGCAGAAGCCCCCGCCACUCUGCGCCUCUCAGGCCCGCAGCCGAAGCCUGGAGGGUGGGGGAGGCGCUCCGAGCCAGGACGACGGGGACCGGGGGGGCACUCAGGACGGGGUCUGCCACCAGAACCACACACCACCCCCCACCGGUACUCAGGACUGCCCCUUCCCUUGCGGCUGCCAGCCCCAUCUCUCUCCACAGCGCCCCCUUCUGGACGGGCAUCAGUGCCUCAAGCCAAGGACUGCUGUCGCUGUGUCUCCCCUGCCGGGUGUGCAUUCAAGGCCCGGGGCUCCCGCCUCCCACCCUCACCACCGCCCUUCCUGCCCCCCCACCUCCCCUGUGAUUGGCUCCAACGGGCCCUCCUGCCCCACCUCUCCCCACGGCAGGAAGAAGCGCCUGGGCCGGACCGUGAGCGACCCGGGUAAAACUGUGCCCCCCUGCACCUUACCCCCCAAAUCUGAGCCAGCCCUACCCUCUGCUUCACCCCCUAAAUCUGCUGCAAUCUCAGUGACACCCCCUAAAACGCCUUCAUCUGGCACACGUUCUCAAACAAUGCCAAUCCGCACCUCACCCCCUAAAACUGCGCCAUCUCCCGUCCUGCCCCGUCAAACUCCGUCACCCCCUCGAGCUUCCCCCCCUCAAACUGCUCCACACUGUGUCUCAUCUCCCCAAACUCCGUCACCCCCUCGAGCUCCACCCCCUCAAACUGCUCCACACUGUGUCUCAUCUCCCCAAACUCCGUCACCCCCUCGAGCUCCACCCCCUCAAACUGCUCCACACUGUGUCUCAUCCCCCCCUCAAACUGGUCCAAACUGUGUCUCGUCCCCCCAAAUUCUACCACCAUCUGCUUCCACCACUCAGAGUCUCCCAGCACCUAAAAUGGUGCCCAAGCCCGUGCCAGCGACAAAUAUCCCACACAGUAGCUUGCCUCCCCAAACUGUGCUACCCUGUGCUUCACAAGCCCAAACUAUCCCACACGGUACCUUGUCAACCCAAACUGUGCUACCCUGUGCUUCGCACCCCCAGACCGUCCCACAUGGUACCUUGCCUACUAAAACUGAGCUACCCUGUGUUUCGCACCCCCAAACCAUCCCACAAGGCACUUCGCCUCCCCAAACUGUGCUACCCUGUGCUACUCACCCUCAAACUGUCCCACACGGUACCUCGCCUGCCCAAACUUGCCUUCCCCCUCCUCAGGCCCCCAACACCACUCAGGACUCUUGGAGAGGGGGAGAAAGGGAGAUGGGCAAUAGACGAGCCUCCCCACUCCCACCCCCGCCCCCACCUCCGCCCCCGUACACCCCCCGUAGAGAGGGCUGCUGCGGCUCUGGACCCACUCUGCAGUCUGAGCCCCCAAAGAGGGGGUCAGUGCCUCCCGCCUACCCCCGUAGGCCCGGGACCCCCGCCGUACCCCGGAGACAGGGCCCUGCUCCCGCCCAGACCCCAGCCCCGGCCCCUUCUGCUACCCAGCACGCCAUCUUCUGCACUGAGCCACAAGCCAACACCCACAACACACCCGGCAACACCCACAACACACCCGGCAACACGCCCGGCAACACCCACAACCCUCCAGGUAACACGCCCGGCAACACCCACAACCCUCCAGGCAACACGCCUGGCAACACUCAUAACACUCCGGGCAAAAGUCACAACCCACCUGGCAACACACAGAACACUCUGGGCAACACACUCAGCAACACACAGAACACUCCAAGCAACACGCCCGGCAACACACCAGGAAACGCACCCUGGAAUGAACCGGACAAGAUGCCCGGUGAUGCACCAGGCAACCCCCACGCCCCAGCUCCCCCGAGCAGGACUACAGACCCCGCCCUCACCCCAGGACAGGCUGAAACGCUCAAGCACGUGCAGGAGCUGCUGGGGGGGCUGGUGUCGGGGGCCCGGGGCAAGCUGGAGCUGGCCAAGGCCAGGGAGAAGCUGUUGGGCCCCCGGGGGCCCCUGCACGAUAUCGGCACCCUGCAGUCCCAGCUGCACAGCCUGGAGGGGGUGCUGGAGACCAGCCAGAACACCAUCAAGGUCCUGCUGGACGUCAUCCAGGACCUGGAGAAGAAGGAGGCGGAGAGAGACGGGAGACACUCUUAUAGGACGGGUCAGGACAUCGAGAACUGCGGCACCUGCAGGGACUGUGCGUGCAUCAUCUACAGUGUGGAGCACGAUUUUCGGCUACAGGAGGGACAGUUCACCCGGGCCUGGAGGAUCUCUGACCCCCCUGACUCGGACCACAGCUCCCCCCAGACAGGCCCCGCCCCGACCCCGCCCCCACGACACGAGGACUCGCCCCUGCCCCCCCGCCCCUCCCACGCCGUCAAGAAGAGCCGGAGGAAGUGCUUCUGGUUCCUGUGAACCCCUGCUGUCACCUGCCAGGGGGAAAAACCAGGGCCUGUCAGGGGGAGGAGCCAGGAGCUGGCAGGAGGAGGAGCCUAGAGCAGGCAGGGGGAUGGG